GGUUUGACGAUCAAGGUCGCGGUAAUGGCUUCCUAGGCAAGACUACUUUGUUUAUGCCGCCGUGUGGACCCUAGUAGCUGUGUUUAGUGUGCUUAAUGUACAUUAUAAUACAAACCUGCACGUUUUUGAAGAAAGCUCAGAAUCUGACACCUUCGUACCGCGAGUUUCUCGCCGAUGGGGCUGAGUUGUAUGGCUGAAUGAGGCUAUCGCCUAUGAUAGCGUAGAAGGAUGAACUCAAUCGCCGGUCGGGAUCUCUCAGUGUCCGCUGGAGCUGUCAGCAGCAACCCCGGAGCAGCGUCCUCCAGAGUCCUGCAUGUGGAGCUCACAUCACAACAGAGGCGUUUACGUCACUUGCGGAGCAUAGCGGCUCGUAACAUUGUGAACAAGAAUGGCUCUCCUCUGCUUGACACUUACUUCAGCCUUCACCUCUGCCAGGAAGAACGGAUAUCACGAGAUUUUUAUAAGAGUGAAGUCAUCCGAGACUCAUUGAACCCGACAUGGCGAAGCUUAGAUUUUGCCAUGCUGCCGGACCUCUUGGACAUGUCUGUGUCGUGUUUUGUGGUGAGAAUAUGGGGUGGGAGGGAAGAACAAUACCAACUGCUUAUUGAGUGGAAGGUCAACCUAGAUGGGCUCAGAUACACAGGACAACAGAUUCGCUCCAGAAAUCCAAAUGAGAUCAUCUUUGGACUGAACGAUGGCUACUAUGCAGCUGAGUUUGAUCAGAAGGAGAAUUCUGACAAGAAGAAGAACAGUUUGCUCCAGGUGGACCAGAGCUCUGUCAGAAACUCCUACAGUGUUUUCUCUUUACUGAGGCUUCACACAGCCCAGAGAGCCAUUAAGCAGACUCAGGUGACGGUUCAGAAGAUCGGAAAGGAAAUUGAAGAGAAACUGAGGACAACAGCGUCCUGCACAGAAAAGAAAAAAGAGAGGGAGUGUAUGCAGCUACAUAUCGGGAUUCUGAGGUGUGAGUUGGAGAGACAGAGGAAGGCGUUGACGAGAGAAAUGGACUUGAUGCAGAAAGAGAGAGCACAGCUUGUAAAGAAAGAGGAGGCGUCGUCUACCAUGCACCAGGGUCUGGAGUCUGAACGCAAGUCUUUGACGGAGUUGCAGAAGGAAUGCACUGCCAAAAGAGAGCUGUUUCUGAAGUCUAACGCCCAGCUCACCUUCCGCUGUCGUCAGCUCAUAACAGAGCUUUCCUACAUUUAUCCCAUUGAUGUGAACAAUCAGAACGAUUAUGUGAUUUGUGGUGUUAAACUGCCCAAUUCUGAAGACUUUCAAGCAAAGGAUGAUGGGAGUAUUGCAGUGGCUCUGGGUUACACGGCACACCUGGUGCUGAUGAUGUCGUGCUUCCUGCAGAUUCCGCUCAGGUAUCCAGUCAUCCACAAGGGUUCCCGUUCCACCAUCAAAGACACCAUCACCGACAAACUCACAGAGAAGGAGCGAGAGUUCCCGCUUUAUCCCAGAGGAGAGCGUUUCCAGUUUGAAUACGGUGUCUAUUUGCUCAACAAAAACAUCGCCCAGUUGAGGUACCAGCAUGGGCUCUCCACCCCAGACCUACGUCAGACUUUACCCAACCUCAAAAACUUCCUAGAGCAUGGACUACUUGUAAGAUGUGACAGGCACCAUGUCUCCAUGUCCAUCCCCGUCCCUCUGAAGUCUCAUCUCAGCGUUUCCACCGCAUCCGAAGUGGGAUUUCCGACCCUCUCCAGUUCACCUGAACGGGACGUCCAGAAGCGGUCUGGCUCAGAUGCGGAUAAACAGAAAUACCGAACCCCUCCGCCUAGUUACAACACCACUAUGGCACAACCUGAUCCCAUGACCACUCCGGAGAUUCCAUCAGCGCCGUCCACGGAUCCCAUGACCACUCUGGAGAUUCCAUCAGCGCCGUCAACGGAGAUUGCGAGCGUGGAAGUAGGUAAGACUGUAGAAACUCAUGGGGAUGGAGAGACUGUUCCCGAGGCACAUACGGAGAAACCUCUGGAAGUACCUACAGACAUAGCCAGUACAUUACUCUCUGACUCCUCACCUCAGCACGCAGGGGCCAUGAACGGCUCGGCCGUGCCCAGCGGGGGUAUGGGAUUGGGUGUUGCGAGCAGAGGUGAGCUGUGCUGCUCCGUAGAGCAGGCGGAGGAGAUUAUGGGCACUGAAGCCACGGGGCUGGGAUUGGGACUAGGAUUAGGGUUGGGAUUGGGAGGCGGCGCCAGACUGGACGAUUACCCAUGCAUCCCGGUGGAGCACGCCAUCGCAGUCGAGUGCGACGAACAGGUUUUGGGAGAGUUCGACGCCGCCGGGAUCGAGGAGGUCUCGCGGCGCAUCUAUGCACUAGAGAACAUGUCUAGCUUCCGACGGCCUCGGAAGAACUCUGAAAAAUAACUGGGAGACAGGACGUGGCCCUGGAAAAACGGGUCAGAGAGUGACGGGUGUCCAAGUUGGUUGGUGACACAAGGCUGAGCCUGCGUAAUAUUUCACCCUGACUGCAACAAAUAUAGACAUUACAUAAAGAAAUAUAUUAUUAUUAAUAUUGUUAUAAUACUCAUUAAUAUUAUUAGGAAAUAUCUGGAAUAUUGACCAAUUUGCACUUCUCAAAGCAUUUCUAUAAUCCUUUAAAGUGAAAUAAAGAGAAUGUUUGUGGUUGAAA
This is a messenger RNA of Rhinichthys klamathensis goyatoka, 2638 nucleotides long. It is a transcript of the gene uvrag, whose product is annotated as UV radiation resistance associated gene. The record is from RefSeq and is a predicted model, not a curated record. The coding region runs from base 229 to 2373 and encodes 714 amino acids. Gene Ontology annotation, cellular component: endosome; lytic vacuole. Gene Ontology annotation, molecular function: SNARE binding. Gene Ontology annotation, biological process: SNARE complex assembly. The transcript is spliced from 15 exons. Lineage: Eukaryota; Metazoa; Chordata; Actinopteri; Cypriniformes; Leuciscidae.